Molecule: messenger RNA, 1046 nt
Organism: Periconia digitata
Lineage: Eukaryota; Fungi; Ascomycota; Dothideomycetes; Pleosporales; Periconiaceae
Source: the annotation of a GenBank genome assembly
CGCUCUACUGUUGUGAGAAACCAGGAUCACAUCCCCGUUCUGUUGGUACCAUGCAUCAUGACCCCGGACAUCGAGAUAGCUGAUCCCAUCGUCGUUUUCCACUGAGAGUGCUCUUGGUAUUGUGUGGGGUGGUAGGUGAAUGCCUGUGCGUUUGCUUUUGCGCACCGAAAGUAUUUCUGGACAAUGUCCAUCGAGACCACCCAGAUGCUCACUUGUAGACUCAUAUUUUGAGUGUGGCAUAGACGGAGGCGAAGCAUGUGGUGGAGGAGAUAAGGUAUGAUGGUCCUUGUGGUUGCCAGCCCUACCAACUGUGCGAGCCCUGUGCACCAACCCGUUCUGACAGACGUAAUGAUUCCAGCUCAUGGCGGAAUCGACUGAAUUUCGUAGUUGCCAUACCUCACAUUUUGCGUCCAUAGUGAAUGCCCAUAUGGUAAGGUCGGGGUCGGUAUGAAUUGCCAGUUCACAGAUGUCGCGCAGUGUAGCAAUCUUCGUACCAUGCAUAGCGAUGGGCCAUACAGGAUGGCUCCCUUCAUCACCCGUCAUACGUGGCUCUUCCAACCAGUUGAGCCAAUGAUCCAAUGGUCGACCUUCUCGACUGAAUGGUGGGUUGGAGUAUAUAUCUGGAGACUCUGCUUUCUGCUCUUUACGCGACAGGCUGCAGACAUCUGGCGGUAUACUGUAGAGAAAAAUAGCAUCGCCGAACGCUACCACAACCCUGGCACCCCGUGACAUGUCAAAUGCAGAGUUGUAAAGACGGGGUGUCUGGGUGUUUGCCAAUGGUGGGAUGAACAGAACUUUUGGCAUCAAUUUCGUCGGUCCAUCAAAUGGUGCAUCGCAGCUAACGAAUAGUGAGCCAGUUCGAGGAUCCGUAAAAAGAACAUGAUGCCCAUCGCUUAAGGGCACAGCACGGUAGUGGUCGCAACUUGGUAAGUAGUUGCGGUACAGGUUGAAAUCGAAUUUGAAGUAACUUCCAAAGGAGCCGCUCGUAGGCCGAUUGGAAAAGAAACUUUGUCUGAUAGCAGGCCGAUGGUCUGGAUGGGCGGCAC